GUUGGGGGGAACCAACCAGCAUUUUACAAAACUCACGAUCCGGAGACGUGUAAAUGGUUUUAAUCUUGGAAAGGUUUUAUAAAAGACCGUUGGACUUGGGAAGCCAAAAGGUUUGGGUCGGUGUAUUGGCGCAUAAAAUAUACUCUUCCUUCUUCACUUCACUCAUCCCGCUCCGCUCUCCAAACACCGUCGGAGACGACUCGUCGCAACCUCUGUAACUCAGCUCACUGGAGACACAAGCACCCCCACCCGUCGUAGAACACUCACAACUCAUAAGUCACAACCAUGUCAGUAUUCCUAAGAAGUCAUCUGAUUCAAAUUGCAAAUGUUUUUUUCAUUAAAGAAUUUGUAUGCAAUGUAUCCUUUGAUCAUCUAUUACAUGUUCCAGAAACCAAAUACAAAACUUGUGGUUUAGAAAAGGAAAAGAAGAUACCCCCAAGAAUCAAAGUGUUAAGAUGUACACAUUUAGGUCCAUUGAAUCUCAAAUACCUUGCUUUAUCAAAUUACUGCCUUCAAUCCACUGAUUACAAGUUGACAAAGCAUGGAAAUGAUAUACAGGAAAUGAUGGGGCUGGUGUUUAAGGAAAGAGAAGCAUUUCACAUUGACUUUAGAAGUGUAGUAUUAUCUUGGGUUUUUUGGCACUUUUGUCUACACACCAUAAGGAUAUCUUGUAAACAGGUCAACAACUUGAAGUUGUUGGAUGACAUGGCAGAACUGAUUUCAACCUACUGAGUUACGCAAUUAUAUAACAGAG
This is a messenger RNA of Lactuca saligna, 754 nucleotides long. The record is from the annotation of a GenBank genome assembly. NCBI's taxonomy places the organism in Eukaryota, Viridiplantae, Streptophyta, Magnoliopsida, Asterales, Asteraceae.